UAAUCUAGACAUGGCCACAACUGAAGAUGAGACUGCAGGAGAGGAUGAGAAUGUGGGAGAGACUGCAGGAGAAGGGGAUAAUCUUUACAUGGCCAUGACCGAAGAUGAGACUGCAGCGGAGAAUGAGAAUGUUGGAGAGACUGUGGGAGAAGAGGACAACCUUGACAUGGCCACAACAGAAGAUGAGACUGCAGCGGAGGACGAGACUGUUGGAGAGACUGCAGGAGGGGGUGAUAGCCUUGACAUGGCCACAACUGAAGAUGAGACUGCAGGAGAGGAUGAGAACAUAGGAGAGACUGCAGGAGAGGGGGAUAACCUUGACAUGGCCACGACCGAAGAUGAGACUGCAGCAGAGGACGAGACUGUUGAAGAGACUGCGGGAGAGGGGGAUAACCUUGACAUGGCCACAACCGAAGAUGAGACUGCAGCGGAGGACGAGACUGUUGAAGAGACUGCGGGAGAGGGGGAUAACCUUGACAUGGCCACGGCCGAAGAUGAGACUGCAGCGGAGGAUGAGAAUGUAGAAGAGACUGUGGGAGAGGCGGAUAACCUUGACAUGGCCACAACAGAAGAUGAGACUGCAGCCGAGGACGAGACUGUUGGAGAGACUGCAGGAGAGGGUGAUAACCUUGACAUGGCCACAACUGAAGAUGAUGCUGCAGUGGAGGAUAAGACUGUUGGAGAGGCUGCGGGAGAGGGGGAUAACCUUGACAUGGCCACGACCGAAGAUGAGACUGCAGCGGAGGAUGAGAAUGUAGAAGAGACUGCGGGAGAGGCAGAUAACCUUGACAUGGCCACAACAGAAGAUGAGACUGCAGCGGAGGAUGAGACUGUUGGAGAGACUACAGGAGAGGGUGAUAACCUUGACAUGGCCACAACUGAAGAUGAGGCUGCAGGAGAGGAUGAGAACAUAGGAGAGACUGCGGGAGAGGGUGAUAACCUUGACAUGGCCACAACAGAAGAUGAGACUGCAGCAGAGGACGAGACUGUUGGAGAGGCUGCGGGAGAGGGGGAUAACCUUGACAUGGCCACGACCGAAGAUGAGACUGCAGCGGAGGAUGAGACUGUUAGAGAGACUGAGGGAGAGGCGGAUAACCUUGACAUGGCCACGGCCGAAGAUGAGACUGCAGCGGAGGACGAGAAUGCAGGAGAGACUGCAGGAGAGGGGGAUAACCUUGACAUGGCCACGACCGAAGAUGAGACUGCAGCGGAGGACGAGAAUGUAGGAGAGACUGCAGGAGAGGGGGAUAACCUUGACAUGGCCACGACCGAAGAUGAGACUGCAGCGGAGGACGAGACUGUUGGAGAGACUGCGGGAGAGGGGGAUAACCUUGACAUGGCCACAACUGAAGAUGAGACUGCAGGAGAGGGUGAGAACAUAGGAGAGACUGCAGGAGAGGGGGAUAACGUUGACAUGGCCACAACAGAAGAUGAGACUGCAGCAGAGGAUGAGACUGUUGGAGAUACUGCAGGAGAGGGGGAUAACCUGGACAUGGCCAUGACCGAAGAUGAGACUGCAGGAGAGGGGGAUAACCUUGACGUGGCCACAACUGAAGAUGAGACUGCAGGAGAGGAUGAGAACAUAGGAGAGACUGCAGGAGAGGGGGAUAGCCUUGACAUGGCCACAACUGAAGAUGAGACUGCAGGAGAGGAUGAGAACAUAGGAGAGACUGCAGGAGAGGGGGGUAAUCUUGACAUGGCCACGACCGAAGAUGAGACUGCAGGGGAUGAUAAGAAUGUGGAUGAGAGUGCUGAAGUAGCCACAACAGGAAAUGAGACUUCAGGAGAGGAGGAACAUGUUGAAGUUGCUGCAGCUGAUGAAUCAGAUGAAGAGGAAUUUUAUGAGACAUCUGAAAACCAAACUGCAGAAAAUUCUGCCACUAUAGCUACUGCUGAAGAAAUAACCAACACCACAAUAUCAGAUGACGAACAAGCAAAAGCAGAAACCAUAGAUGAAGCAGACAGCACAGAAGAAACCCCUAUAAUGUCAGACAAUACUGAGGAGCCUCAAAGUAACAUGCGAAAAGAGUCUAGAGAAAUUGAUGGAGAGAUAUCAGAAGAUGCUGAAUCUACCAAAGGCGGACUGAUAGAAGGUAAAACAUCAGGGGAUAAAUCAGAGGAGGCUGAAACACAUGCAGAGGAGUCUGGUGAAAAUGAAAGCACAGGGGAUUGUGAAACAGCUGGAGAUCCAUGUGAUGACACAGAGGAAAGGGUUACAGAGGAUGCAACAACAGAAGAAGGGGAUGGAGAGGAUGAAACAGCAGGGGAGGACUCUGAUGACGUUACUGAAAGAGAAAGCACAGAAGAAUCUGGAACAACAACUGAAGACUCUGCCGAUAAUACUGAGGUUGGUUCCUCAGAAGAUAUAUCAGAUGGGGAGCAGGUGGGAGCCGCCAAAACACAAAGGAAGGAAAGCAAAGAGUCCACUGAUAAUGUAGAAGACGAGUCUGCGGAAGAGUCCAGUAAAGUUCAAAGUGGCAGUCAGCAGUCAAAUGAUGCCUCAAUAGAAGAGUCAGUAGAGACUGAUGAUGCAGAGAAUGCCAUCAGUGGAUCUGAAACUGAGAAAGACCUUGAUGAAGAAAGACUGCCAGAGUCUAAUGAUGAAACAGAAGGUAAUGAUGAUGUAGAGCCGAAAGCAGAUGGCCAGGAGGAUAUGGCUGAAACAACAGAAAGCAACGCACAUGAAGAAAAUGGAGAAAGCAAACAAGAGGAAGAAGUAGACGAAGCUAAUGUCAAACAGAGCGAAGAUGAAGGUAAUUCAGAUGUAUCUGAAAAAGAAGAGGAAACUGAGACAGCCAAUGAAAAUGAUCAGAUUGCAAACAAAGCAGAAUCAGCUGAGGGAGAGGAUGAAGCAGAGGAUGAUUCAGAGGAACCAGAAGAAGAAAGUGAUGAUAAAGAGCAAGAUCUAGUUCCUACCAGUGCAGAUAUAGAGAAGAAAGAUCUAAUAUCUAAGGAAAGGACCGUAAACUCACUCGAUACCUUGAUUAAAGUAAAUGCCGAGUCUGAGGACGGUGCCUAUGGUGAUGUUGAAGAUUCUGAAAUGGAAAUUCACAACCAUGAAGAACAUAUAAGCUGUGACUCACAGAGUGCUGGAAAGAUUUCAUCAGAAGUUGUCUGACUCUAAAAUGCCUGAAAAUCGGCUAAUAGAGACAAAUAUGCAAGAUGAAACAGAGCUUUCAGCUGAAAAUGAAUUCUAGCAUGGGUCUAUUGAAGUGGCUCUUAAUCAAGAAAGUGACUGUCAAAAGUAACUGGAUGCAUAUGUUAGAGGGUGAAUAUGAAAAGAAACAGUCUUUGAUUAUCAUUUCUAGUUAUAUACUCAUUAUCUAGAGAACUAACCUUAACCAAAGUAUGGCAUUUAUCAAGAUUAGCCUAAUUUCUAACUUAAUAUUCCUAGUUGUUAAAUGAGUAUUACACGAACACAAGCACUUUGUUAUAGCAUUUUUAUUGCUGCGAUUGCACUCAAGCACUGUUGGUUGUAAAGCUGUGCUAAAAGGGAACCUUUAAUACUUGAAAUACUAGAACUUUAAGAAGAUUUUACCUUACCUUUUGAGGAAAAUAAGUCUUUAGAAUGUUUAUUUCUUACAAACACACUGCAAAUGUGAGCCUUAGACUGAAGAGGUUUAAAUGUAAAGAAAAAGACUAUAUAACUGCAUUUAUGAUGCAAUGAUAUGGUGUGGUACCUUUAUGUUCUCUAAUUACUGCAGUAUAUUUAAUAUUUUGGCAACAUUGUUUGUUGCUAGACCAUCACUAAUCUCACAUGUCUGGAAAAUUAUAUUCCAAACAUUGGUGUAUAUGAAAGAAUAUGUUUAUUUUAAUGUUUGUUUCAAAAAGAAUCAUUGAAUAUGAUCGUGGGUUUCACUGUUGAAUUAAAGCUAAUACAAAGUGGGUUUUUUUCUAGUUCAUAAGGUGCUGGAAAGUUUAAAAACACUGCUUAUCCUGAAUUUAAAUAACAUUGUACCGAUACAGUGGCUUGGAAAUGGCUUCCUAUAAUAUUAUAUUAAUUUAUUUGAGUGCUGGAUGAAAUUAGUCAACUCUAAUAAACCAUGUAAGUUUAUUAUCAAACUUAUGCCACUGUACAUGUCAGUCAGCACAAUUUUAAAUUAACCCACUGUGUUUGCCUUAGACAGUUGAUGAUUAACCUCAGUGUAAGCUCCCAUACCUUUCUAUUUGGCUCACUAUACAUGAUAAUGUUUCAUUAUUUUGUAUAGCAGAUAAACAAACUGAUUUGAAGUCACCGAUACUGUAAUGUAGCAGAAAUUGUGGAUUUUUUAUGUACUGUAUCAUGACACUGAAGGAUCUCCCAUUCCUUUGACAUCUACAGUAUAUUGUAGAUCAUUUACAGCUCUGUAUCAGCAAGAAAUUACUUUUUUUUCCUCUGUGGUACAGAUGUCUGUAAUAAAGGUAUACCUUUUCUGUAUGUACUGUACAAUUAUUGCUGCUGAAAAUAAAUUUAUUUAAAGAAA
Messenger RNA from Myripristis murdjan (pinecone soldierfish), 4463 nucleotides. Its product is annotated as spore wall protein 2. The transcript has a single exon. NCBI's taxonomy places the organism in Eukaryota, Metazoa, Chordata, Actinopteri, Holocentriformes, Holocentridae. The record is from RefSeq and is a predicted model, not a curated record. The coding region runs from base 11 to 3118 and encodes 1035 amino acids.